CACCACUCCACAUCGCACCUGCGACGCAUCUCUUCGUGCAGCGCACCUCGCCCUCCGCACACAUGCCGCGCAAGACGCGCGCCGCGGUCGCUGCCGCCAAGGAGGAGCCCGAGGCUGCUGCGCCGGCCGAGGCGAAGCCCAAGGCGCGCAAGGGCCGCAAGAGCGCCGCUGCGGCCGAGGAAGCCGAGGCAGCGCCGGCAGCAGCGAAGCAGGAUGUGAAGGCGACUGCUGCGGCUGCUGAGGAGUCGCCUGUCGUCGAAGAGCCGCCUGCUGCUGCGAAGCCAAAGAAGGGCAAGGGCCGCAAGAGCGCUGCAGCUGAGGCAGCGCCGGCAGCAGCAGAGGCGGAUGCGAAGCCGACUGCUGCUGCUGCUGAGGCAGCGCCAGCCGCUGCUGAGGAGGCGCCGGCUGCGGCUGAGCCGGCAGAGGACGUCGCCAGCGCCAACUCUGGCGCGCAAGCAGAGAGCUCAGCGAGCGCAGUCGCGGCGGACGAGGAGCAGGACGAAGCUCCGGCUGCGCAGGCCGAGUCGUCUGCGGCGGGUGCCAGCGCUGAGCCGAGCGAGAAGCUCUCGAUGGCGGAGCGCAUGGCCAAGAUGAAGGAGCUGCGCAAGAAGAUGAACGACUCGACGCACGCCAACCGCCGCGCCGUCGCCGCCGAGGUCGGGCGGGCGCGUAGCAGCGCCCGCAAGGAUGCGAGCAACUCGCGCAAGCUGCAAAAGGCCGCAGAGACGCUCGACGAGCGCGACAUGCUCGAGCGUGGCGAGGACCCGGAGCGCGCGCGCAACUGGGGCUACUCGAUCGAGCAGAAUGAGAAGUGGGAGGACAAGCUGGCGGCGACAGAUGUGCGGAGAGACAAGGGCGACAUUGACCCAAACUCGGCGGCCGAGCGCGCAUACCGCCGCAAGGUGCAAGGGCUCAAGCCCGACUUGGCAUCGUACAGCGCCUCGCGGUCAGGCAGCAGCAGCUCGAGCAGCAGCAUGGCGCUGGUGCGGAGCAACGCUGGCACGUCGAGCCAGAUCGUGCGGCGAGCGGACCUGGACGUCAACGACGGCAAGCUCAGCUACGGCGGCCACAAGCCGGACGAGGCGGCCGUCGAUCGCGUCAUUUCCAACCUGAAUCUCGAGGCAUCGCUGCGCGGCAAGCGCUCGCGCAAGCGCGACGAGGAUCCCGACGCCGAGGUCAACUACAUCAACGACCGGAACAAGCACUUCAACGCGAAGGUCAAGCGCUUCUACGACGACUCGACGCGCGAGAUCCGCGAGAAUCUCGAGAGAGGCACAGCUCUGUAAUCUCGUCUCCCACCCUCUCUCUGUCAAUGCAUCGUACAUUAGACGUGUCGUAGCGGAGACGGGCGGGGAAUACAGGGGCAGCACACGUCUA
Molecule: messenger RNA, 1377 nt
Organism: Tilletiopsis washingtonensis
Lineage: Eukaryota; Fungi; Basidiomycota; Exobasidiomycetes; Entylomatales
Product: SYF2-domain-containing protein
Exons: 6
Coding region: 63-1286 (407 amino acids)
Cellular component (GO): Prp19 complex; post-mRNA release spliceosomal complex; catalytic step 2 spliceosome
Source: RefSeq, a predicted model, not a curated record